CAUUUUAAAUCCUUUUCACUCCUUCAAUAAUAACAAAUCUCGUAACCUGUCCUCUCGCUUAAUUUCUCCCGCCCGGCGAUACCCUCCGGCUCCCUCGUGGAGCUUGCUUUAAUGCCAAUACGCCACCAUGCCAACUGCCUCCGCUGCCCUUGCUCACCGCCCUAUGGACCUCCUCAACCGUCUCGCCUCACCUGACCCUGAUAUCAAGCUCAAGGCCCUCAGAGAAAUCAAGAACCAGAUCAUCGGUAAUCGCACCAAGAAACUUGCCUUCCUCAAGUUAGGCGCCAUUCCUACCGUUGCUUCCAUCCUUGCCGAAGCCGACUCUCAAUUAGCGCAAGGUGACGUCAGCAUCGCGGAUAAAAAUAGUAACCACUACAAUUAUAACAUUAUUAUCCAGUCUGCGGCGGUUCUUGGGAGCUUUGCAUGCGGCUUUGAUGCCGGUGUCCGAGCCGUUCUAGAUGCCGGCGCUUUCCCUUACCUUGUUCGGCUCCUUUCCAAUCCAGAUGAGAAGGUGGUGGAUGCUAGUGCUCGUUCCAUUAGAAUGAUCUAUCAGUCUAAACUAACACCAAAAUAUGAAUUCCUUAAAGAUAAAAAGAUGGAAUUCCUUAUUUCAUUAUUGAACAGCGAGAGUGAAAAUGUUACUGGUCUUGGUGCAAGUAUCAUUACGCAUUCUUGUGAGACAAGUCUGGAGCAAACGUCAUUAUGUGAUGCUGGGGUUCUACAUAAGCUUCUUAGCCUCCUUGACGGUUCUCUUUGUCAGAGAGAUGCCAGCUUGGAGUCUCUGGCUGCAUUGUUCAGGAACAAUCCUGAAGUCAUCUCAAAGUUUGUGGGACCAGAAAGUGGACGAGCUUUGGGUUCUAUAAUGGGAUUGACAAAGGACAGGAAUCCACGGACAAGACUGCUUUCCUGCAUGUGCCUGAUUGUCAUAAGGAAUUCUUCUUCUUGCUAUCUGCAAGAUAUAGGAAUCAAAACCAAAUUGGUACAUCUGUUACUUGAGCUUCUUGAUGAUCCUGGUCAAGUUGGAGAUGAAGCUCCCUUUGUUUUUUCCAGUUUAAUCAUGGAAAAGGAGGACCUACAGAAAUUAGCUUUUGAGGCAAAUGCCCUUGAUAAAUUUUCAAAUCACUUGCAAAACUUUCGGUUACAUCCGAAGCGAUUCCAAGGUAUAUUGCUGGCAUUGGCUGAUAUAUGCUCAAAGCUGGAGAGCUGCAGAUCUAGAUUCCUGUCAUUGCAGGUUUUGAAUUUGGUGAUUGAUGCACUAACUCAUGAUAGUGCUGAUGUACGCACUGCAGCUUGUAUUUGCAUAAGAAGUGUCACUCGGUCAAUCAAGAACUUAUGUGCAGGAUAUUUUAUGAAUGAAGUGCUUGUUAUUCCUUUGGUCCAGCUUUUAAAUGACCCUUUGGCGUCUGUUCAGGUUGCAGCUCUUGGUGCUCUCAGCAACAUACUAGUUGAUUUUACAACAGGAAAAUCAACUUUUGUACAGUGUGGAGGUGUAAAGCAGCUCAUCCAGCUUUCAAAAUCGAUGGAUUCAACUGUCAGGUUAAAUGCAUUAUGGGCUUUGAAGAACAUGGUGUUUCUGGCAGAUGAUAGAUGUAAAGAAGGAAUUUUUAUGGAGCUCACUGCUUCUUUGUUAGCAAGCCUUAUCUGUGACCACGACCCUUUUGUUCAAGAGCAAGCUUUAGCCUUUGUUCGGAAUCUUAUUGAAGGAUCUAUAAGCUCGGUUGAGUUUGUCUUUACUGAAAGUGGUAUUAUAUUAGAUGCUGUUAGAAAGCAAUUAGAGAAUACUUCAAAAGCUGAAGUUGGCAUACAGGGAAUGUAUGUGCUAUGUAAUUUGGCUAGUGGAAAUGAGUUUCAUAAGGAAGCGGUUAUGCAACAACUUCUUUCACAAGUGGACAAUGAGACCCAAUCUUUCAUAAUCAAGUUCUUGCAGAGUAAUGACAGCCGAUUGCGUACAGCUGCUGUCUGGGCCAUAGUAAAUCUCACAUUUCCAUCAAGUCCUGGUGCAUUUUGUCGGCUUGUUAAACUACGGAGUGCAGGCAUAGUACCUCAAAUAAGGAAUAUGGUCAAUGAUCCCUGCCUGGAUGUAAAGCUUCGUGUUAGAACAGUGCUUGGUCAGGCUAUGACUUUUGGUGAUGGCCUCUCAUGAUCAUUUUGAUUCAUUCCUUAAAUCUAGCACUAAGAUGAGAGAUAAUGCUGUGUAGUUUUUGGUCUUGACCAUUUUGUAAGAUAUGUCCAGCUUAUUUCAAGAAGCUUAAAGCAUUUGAUGCUUCAACCAAGGUAUCACACAUUGCUUCAUUUUUUCCAGUUAGGGCAGUGUGGAAACUUUCUUUUUUAUGGGCACCACUGAGCAGGUCACCCUCAAAAUCUCAUUGCAUAUGUGUUGAUUUUUUUUACGUACCCCAAUGGUCGUUGCUGUAAUACACGGUACAGGCACAUAUAUUGAACUCUGUGACGUGCACAGUGCAUGUGGAAAGUUGUACCAUCUAUCAGAAUUUUAGAUUUAAUUGAUAGUUUAUCUUCGUCUGCUUUAA
This is a messenger RNA of Hevea brasiliensis (rubber tree), 2528 nucleotides long. RefSeq lists its product as uncharacterized. Lineage: Eukaryota; Viridiplantae; Streptophyta; Magnoliopsida; Malpighiales; Euphorbiaceae. The record is from RefSeq and is a predicted model, not a curated record. Bases 128 to 2143 code for a protein of 671 amino acids. Gene Ontology annotation, biological process: proteasome-mediated ubiquitin-dependent protein catabolic process. Gene Ontology annotation, cellular component: GID complex. The transcript is spliced from 9 exons. Gene Ontology annotation, molecular function: protein binding.